AUGUUUUAUUCAAACAAGGAAAAAAGUGAUAUGCUCAGUUGCUAUAUUGAAAUGGCAAAAAAUACCAGAGCUGCAGCAAGAUUAUAUAAAACCCGAUAUCCUGAUCGUCCUUGUCCAGAACAUACAAGAUUUUAUGUUUUGUACAAAAAUAUGCGAGAAUACGGAAGUUUUAUAAAACCAAAAUGUAGAGUUUCGACAGCCAUUAAUGUCGAUAAUUCAUUUUCGGUGUUGGCCAAAUUGAUUGAAAAUCCUCAUAUAUCUUUGAGAACUGUAGCAGAAGAAUUAAACAUGACAUAUUCUUCAGUUCAAAGAAUUGCCAAAAAAACAUAA
Molecule: messenger RNA, 330 nt
Organism: Macrosiphum euphorbiae (potato aphid)
Lineage: Eukaryota; Metazoa; Arthropoda; Insecta; Hemiptera; Aphididae
Source: the annotation of a GenBank genome assembly